Cuscuta campestris is the source of this 1930-nucleotide messenger RNA. NCBI's taxonomy places the organism in Eukaryota, Viridiplantae, Streptophyta, Magnoliopsida, Solanales, Convolvulaceae. The record is from the annotation of a GenBank genome assembly.
AGAGCCUAAAUAUAGCAAUCGCUUACUUCAGCUUUGUUGGUGAGUCACCAUUAGUCCAGUCUUUUCUUCCCUCACGAAUCCCCACUCGCUGAAUCUCUCUCCGUCGGUCGGUGCUCUGCAGCUUGAGCAUCGAGCCAAGCAGAUCCGCCGUGUCGGAAUCAGCUCCGUCAGUGCAGCUGUCUUCGCCGACAAUGCCGACCAAAGCUAAAUCCGGCGUGGUGACGAUACUUUGCAUAUUAUUGCUUCGUUGGACGGAUGCUUCAGUUCAUGAGUACUCAGCGGAGAAAUUCGCGAGCAAAGGCAAUGCGUUUGUUGUCCAUGGCGGCAGCGAAGGAAUUUACUCUUACAAUCGGAACCGCAACGAGUCGUCCUCUCUAUCUUCCAACGGCGAUGCUUUCAUUCGCUUCGAGAACAUUAUAUUCCAGAGGCCAAAAGAGUUUUCAAAUUUCAGCUCAGGAUCUAUUCAUGCAGUUGUUUUUGAGGUGGAUGAGAGAGAGUUGAUUGGUGGCUCAGCCUAUGGGGGGCAAAGAGCUGUUUGUUGCACAGCAGACCUCUCCAAACUUGGUGUCUGUAAGCAAGGAGAGAUCAUUCACCGCCCAUCAGCUACACAUCCUGGCUGGCCUCAGGUUUUCAGUGUCUCAUUCGAUACUGAUGAAGUUGAUGCAAUACUGCAGCCAAGAGAAAUACAGAUCACAAAAACAGGGAUGUAUAAUUUGUAUUUCAUUCAUUGUGACCUAAACCUUAAGGACGUUGUUGUUGAAGGGAAAACCAUAUGGAAAAACCCCACCGGUUACCUACCUGGUAGAAUGGCACCACUCAUGAACUUCUAUGGGCUCAUGUCUCUUGCAUUCGUGUUACUUGGAGUCUUUUGGUUUUCACAAUAUGCUAGAUUCUGGAGAGAAGUUUUAACACUACAAAAUUGCAUUACCCUAGUAAUAACGUUGGGGAUGUUUGAGACAGCGUUGUGGUAUUUUGAUUACGUUGAGUUUAAUGAAACGGGGGUCAGACCAACUGGGAUCACUUUGUGGGCUGUUACCUUUGGCACUGUGAAGCGCACAGUUUCUCGUUUAAUUAUUCUGAUCGUUUCUAUGGGCUAUGGUGUUGUCAGGCCUACCCUGGGUGGUAUUACAUCUAAAGUACUUAUGCUUGGAGGAACUUUCUUUAUAGCAUCUGAGGUGCUUGAGAUAGUAGAAAAUGUUGGUACAAUAAGUGAUCUCUCAGGGAAGGCAAGAUUGUUUUUUGUACUUCCUGUUGCAAUUCUGGAUGCUUUCUUUAUCCUUUGGAUAUUCAGCGCCCUCUCUAAAACACUCAACAAGCUUCAGGCUAGACGUUUGAUGGCAAAAUUAGAUAUAUACAGGAAGUUCACAAAUGCAUUGGUGGUAGCUGUUAUUGUCUCUGUUGGUUGGAUAUGCUAUGAGCUAUACUUCAAGUCCACUGACAUUUACAACGAGCGAUGGCAAAAUGCAUGGAUCAUUCCUGCUUUUUGGCAAGUCUUGUCUUUCUCUCUUCUCUGUGUCAUUUGUGCUCUUUGGGCGCCAUCACAGAGCUCAACGAGAUAUGCAUAUUCAGCGGAUGCUAGUGAAGAUUUUGACAGGGAUGAUACUCUGACUCUCAUAAAGCCUUCACCCCUUCCGUCCAAGGAAGCACGGACCCCGUCCGAGGCUAAACCCGCAACCGGAGAUGGUAGCCGGAACGGAGAUUUGGAAGAAGACAAAACUGAGUAAAGCGAGACAGAUAAGUUUUCUUUUGUACAGCGGAGUUGAGUGUGUUAGAAUCAUAUGUUUUGCUCAUGUUACUCUUAUCGAAGGGAUCAUUCUUGUUUGUUGUACCAUGUUUAGUUCAUGUUCUUCUUGUAAUCAGUUGUACUGUACUAGUCUACUGCUACUGCUACAACAAUUUGUGGAGUCACAGUAAAGGUGAGUUAUCAUGG